Molecule: messenger RNA, 465 nt
Organism: Ctenocephalides felis (cat flea)
Lineage: Eukaryota; Metazoa; Arthropoda; Insecta; Siphonaptera; Pulicidae
Product: cold and drought-regulated protein CORA-like
Exons: 3
Source: RefSeq, a predicted model, not a curated record
AUGGCGGGAGCUGUGAGGAAUUUCACGCUAUCCACAAACGAUGCGAGUUGGGGCGGCGGCGUAGGAAACAACCGCGGCGGCGUAGGAAACAACCGCGGCGGCGUAGGAAACAACCGCGGCGGCGUAGGAAACAACCGCGGCGGCGUAGGAAACAACCGCGGCGGCGUAGGAUACAACCGCGGCGGUAGAGGAAACAACAGCGUCGGUAGAGGAAACUACAGCGGCGGUAGAGAAAACUACAGCGGCGGUGGAGAAACAACAGCGGCGGUAGAGGAAACAACCGCGGCGGUGGAGGAAACAACAGCGGUGGCCAACGAAAUUACCGCGGAGACAACCGCGGCGGCCGCGGAAGCAACCACGGUGGGCAAAGAAACCAUCGCGGCGGCCAGGGCGGUUUUAAAUGUAGCCACGCCUUCGCCGAUAAGCCACGCCCACGAAACUGUCAAAUACCUGGGCAUGCCAGUU